This is a messenger RNA of Paramecium primaurelia, 273 nucleotides long. The record is from the annotation of a GenBank genome assembly. Lineage: Eukaryota; Ciliophora; Oligohymenophorea; Peniculida; Parameciidae.
AUGAGAUAUUAUAGAGAUGAAUAGAAAAGAUUUAUAAAUUAUUUCAUAAAUUAAUCAAUUAUUUUCUUUCAAGAAAAUUCAACAUUGAAUAAUAUUGCAUUACUGAAACAAGUAUUUUAUUGUGAUACAAAUACAACCUGUGCUGCUAUAGCCUAAGAUAUUGCUUAUAUUAUAAAUUCUACUGUAUAAACUUAUUUCGGAAAUACUACAAGUUAAAGCUGUUAAGAUAAAAUACGUCUCAAUGUACCCACAACUCUAGUAAUUAUUUAAUGA